AUGUUUUACGUGAUUGGUGGAAUUACUGUUUCCAUCAUUGCAUUUUUCUUCACCAUCAAGUUCCUGUGUGAGCUUGCAGCCAGGGUUGUCAGCUUCCUGCAGAAUGAGGAUCCAGGCCGCCGCGGUGACCGCAGCAUCUACGACUAUGUGCGGGGAAACUACCUGGAUCCACGCUCCUGCAAGGUGUCCUGGGAUUGGAAGGAGCCACAAGAACUGUUCUAUAAGAACGGUCAGCCAUUCCCAGCCCAUCGGCCAGUGGGGUUGAGGGUCAACAUCACUCAUAUUGAAUUGGCUCUGGAUAUUCCUGUUACACAGGAGGUUUUACAAGAACAGGAGUCCAAUGUGGUAAAAGUCACUUUUACCGUGCGCAAGGCCGGUCGCUACGAGGUGGCGGUCAAGCUCGGCGGGCUCAACGUUGCUUACAGUCCUUACUAUAAAAUAUUCCAGCCAGGUACAGUCGUCCCAUCCAAGACGAAGAUUGCCUACCAUUUUUCGACCCUGGUGCUAACCCACAGCCAGCAGCACACUCUGCAAAUUGAGCCUAGGGAUGAAUACGGAAACCCCACGAGUAACUCCACAUCACUCACGGAUGAGGCCAACUAUAGCCUUCACAUGCACUCUCUGGGUACAGCGGAUGACGAAAGCGUGGAGGGUUACUACUGUAAGACUGUCUCCGUUAACAAGCAGCAAUGUCAGGUUUUGAUGAAGUUGACUCUGCGGAAGAACGGCUGCUUCAAGGCCCGCAUCACCUAUAUGGAUCAGCCACUCAGCAAUGGGGAAUUUGACAUUAUUGUUCUCAGUGAGAAUGAGAAGAGCUACGUGGAGAAAAACGUGUCCACGCCGGGCAUCAGCAUCUACUUUGAGGCGUACCUCUAUAGCAACGGGAAUUACAGCAGCUCCCCGUGGCAACUACCACCCUCCUCAUUUCUAGCUCCACAGAGGAGGCCCUCCAUGGGCGAGGAAGAGGACGAGCAUGACUCUCCUGUGGAGGGUCAAUCCGAGAAGGUUAAGAAACCAAAAAAGGUCUACUGUUACAUAUCGCCAAAGCAACUAUCUGUGAAGGAGUUCUACCUGAAAAUUAUUCCAUGGCGCCUUUUCACCUUUCGAGUUUGUCCUGGAACAAAGUUUAGCUAUCACGGUCUCGACCCUGUUCACAAGUACCUAACACUAGUGGUGGAUGAUGGAAUACAGCCGCCUGUGGAGCUCAGUUGCAAAGACAGGAACAUAAUGGCCGCCACCUUCAUUCGCUUUCUUCACAAAAACAUAGGCGGCUCAGAAACAUUUCAGGACAAGGUGAACUUCUUUCAACGUGAACUCAGGCAUAUCCACUCGAAGAAACCUCGCACCAAGACCAGCCUGAAAAUCAUCCGGCACUCCAUUCUCGAUUCAUCCCUGAAGGCAACACGGAAUUUCUCGGUGUCAGAUUGGAGUAAAAACUUUGAGGUGGUCUUUCAAGAUGAGGAAGCUCUAGACUGGGGAGGGCCACGCCGAGAAUGGUUUGAGCUCAUAUGCAAGACCCUCUUUGACACCUCCAACCAUUUAUUCACCCGCUUCACCGACAACAACCAGGGCCUGGUGCACCCAAAUGCUGAGCGACCGACGCACUUGCGGCUGAAGAUAUACGAGUUUGCCGGCCGCGUUGUUGGGAAGUGCCUGUACGAGUCUGCGCUUGGGGGGGCUUACAAACAGUUAGUCCGAGCUCGCUUUACACGCUCUUUCUUGGCUCAAAUCAUCGGUCUAAGGAUGAAUUACAAGUACUUUGAGACGGAUGACCAGGAGUUCUACAAGACCAAAGUGUGUUUCAUCUUGAACAAUGACGUCAGUGAAAUGGACCUAGUGUUUGCUGAGGAGAAGUACAACCGGUCAGGGCAGCUGGAAAAGGUGGUGGAACUGAUCUCAGGCGGAGCCAACAUUGCUGUUACCAAUGAAAACAAGAUGCAUUAUCUCAACCUGCUGGCCCAAUAUAGGCUCGCCAGCCAAGUGAGAGAUGAGGUAGAACACUUCCUGAAAGGUUUGAAUGAACUGGUUCCAGAAAACCUGCUAGCCAUAUUUGAUGAAAACGAGUUGGAGCUGCUGAUGUGUGGCACCGGCGACAUAAACGUGCAGGACUUCAAGGCCCACGCCGUGAUCGUCGGCGGGUCGUGGCAUUUCAGGGAGAAGGUGAUGAAGUGGUUCUGGGCUGUGGUGUCCAGCUUCACCCAAGAGGAGCUAGCUCGCCUCCUGCAGUUCACCACCGGUUCCUCCCAGCUUCCCCCCGGAGGCUUCAACACCCUUUGUCCCUCUUUCCAAAUCAUCGCAGCCCCGACACAGAGCACCUUGCCCACCGCCCACACCUGUUUCAACCAGCUGUGCCUCCCGACCUACGACUCGUACGAGGAGCUGCACAAAAUGCUAAAAUUGGCCAUUAGCGAGGGCAGCGAGGGCUUCGGCAUGCUCUGA
This is a messenger RNA of Nerophis lumbriciformis (worm pipefish), 2439 nucleotides long. Lineage: Eukaryota; Metazoa; Chordata; Actinopteri; Syngnathiformes; Syngnathidae. The record is from RefSeq and is a predicted model, not a curated record.